AUUCCUACGCGAUUAAAAAUGGCGAUAAAUGGGAAACGGGGCUUUCAGUUGGAGAGCGAAAAUUAAAUGUUUUUUUCGGUUUCUUUUGAGAAAUGGAAAUUUAUGCAGCAGGUUAGCCUUGCAAAAGUAGUUAUUGUUUUUACAAACCUCAGUACGGAACUGUUUAACUUGUAGGAGCUGCUGUUUAACACAAGACUGACUUCAAAAGCUAUGGCAGAGGAGCGAAGGCAGAAGCAGUGUUCGGUCAUCCUGCCCACGGAGUCCAUGAAAGCCAUGGCGGAGUCUGUGGGAGUGGGGCAGUUACAGGAGGAAAGCUGCAUAGCCCUCAGUGAAGAAGUCAGCUACAGAAUAAAAGAAAUUGCACAGGAUGCUCUCAAGUUCAUGCACCAUGGAAAGAGGCGGAAAUUAACCACCAGUGACAUUGAUAAUGCACUCAAACUCAAAAAUGUUGAGCCACUGUAUGGGUUCCAGUCACAAGAGUUUAUCCCUUUUCGCUUUGCAAGUGGUGGUGGGAGGGAGCUGCAUUUUUAUGAGGAAAAAGAAGUCGACCUCAGUGACAUCAUCAACACGCCUCUCCCCAGAGUGCCACUGGACGUGUCUCUCAAAGCCCACUGGUUAAGUAUUGAAGGGGUCCAGCCUGCUAUUCCUGAAAACCCACCACCAGCUCCGAAAGAGCAACAAAAACUCGAAUCCACAGAGCCUCUAAAAGUUGUCAAGCCUGGUCAGGAAGAAGAAGGUACUGUUCAGGGAAAGAGUCAAGGAUCAACAGCUGCUGACAGCAAAGGAAAAGAGAAGGGACUUAUAAGGUUGAAGCCACGCAGCACACACGAGCUUUCUGUAGAACAGCAGCUCUACUACAAAGAAAUAACGGAGGCGUGUGUUGGCUCUUGUGAAGCAAAGAGGGCUGAGGCUUUACAGAGUAUUGCUACAGACCCUGGACUCUAUCAGAUGCUUCCAAGAUUCAGCACAUUUAUUUCUGAAGGAGUUCGCGUGAAUGUGGUCCAAAACAACUUGGCUCUUCUGAUUUACUUAAUGAGGAUGGUCAAAGCACUAAUGGACAACCCCACACUGUACUUGGAGAAAUAUCUGCAUGAGCUCAUCCCAGCUGUGGUGACGUGUAUUGUGAGUAAGCAGCUCUGUUUGCGACCAGAUGUUGACAAUCACUGGGCUUUACGCGACUUCGCUGCUCGCCUCAUGGCCCAAAGUUGUAAAACUUUCAGUACUACAACAAACAACAUCCAGUCUCGCAUCACCAAAACCUUUACAAAGAGUUGGUUGGAUGAUAAAACCCAGUGGACGACGCGUUACGGAUGCAUCGCUGGACUUGCUGAACUGGGAGCUGAUGUGAUUAAGACGUUGAUCCUUCCUCGGCUUCCUGUAGAGGCGGCCCGUAUCAAAUCAGUGGUGGAAGGGCCAGUGGUCUCCAAUAUUGACAAGAUUGGAGCUGAUCAUGUUCAGAGCCUCUUAUUGAAACAUUGUGCCAGUGUUAUUGCAAAGAUACGACCUCAGCCUGAUAAUGUGGAGCAGUAUCGUGCAGACUAUGGUUACCUUGGACCCAUGCUUUGCUCACACGUAAUGAAGGCCAGGACGCAGGCAGCGCUGCAAGCUCAGCAAGUCAAUAGAACCACACUGACAAUUACACAGCCCCGUUCCAGCCUUUCAGUCUCACAAAGUGGAAUAAGUGGCUCAACAGGACCUCGCACACCCAGCAUCAUUAAGGUUCCAAGCUCGCUCGCCCUCAUGUCCCCUCGACCAGUAACACCAUCACAGCCUUCUUCUCCAGCUACAAAAUAUAUCGUCAUGGGAACCAGUGCAGGAACCGCUUCUACUCAGCAGGUUAUCACCCUCAGCUCCUCCCAUUCUGCCUCAGCGGUCACGAACACGGUUCCCAGCGCCUCUUCCACCUUACAGCCAUUAGUAAAACUGGAUCCCAGCAGCAGCCCGGGGUUGACAAGCUCGCGCCCUCUGCAGAAGUACAUAGUCGUGUCUUUGCCCUCAUCUGCUUCUUCCUCUUUGGAGAGUAAGAGCUCUGGGCUUCCAAAUUCACUCUCCUCGAACAUGUUAGACUCUGGGAUGAAGCUUGACCGGUCGGAGUCUCCUGGAGUGAGCACGCAGUCCCCACACUGAAACCUGGAGUCUAUACUUAUAUUCCAUUUCUGCAAUUUAACACUUGGAGCUUUGCUUGUUGGUGUGAAUGAAAAUAUUUGAACUCUUUCCUGACUAAGAGCAACAUUGACAAUGUUCUGUAAAUAUGUUUAUGGUUGACUUAAAAAAAAAAUUAAAUCUGCGACAUUCUUAAUGUUUCAAUUUAUAAUCUGAUUUUUUGUUUUUUAUUGUAAAAUAAAUCCAGUUUUGUACAAAUUA
This is a messenger RNA of Thalassophryne amazonica, 2364 nucleotides long. RefSeq names its product TAF6 RNA polymerase II, TATA box binding protein (TBP)-associated factor (gene taf6). The coding region runs from base 211 to 2127 and encodes 638 amino acids. NCBI's taxonomy places the organism in Eukaryota, Metazoa, Chordata, Actinopteri, Batrachoidiformes, Batrachoididae. Gene Ontology annotation, biological process: transcription initiation at RNA polymerase II promoter; RNA polymerase II preinitiation complex assembly. The record is from RefSeq and is a predicted model, not a curated record. The transcript is spliced from 15 exons. Gene Ontology annotation, molecular function: RNA polymerase II general transcription initiation factor activity; protein heterodimerization activity; transcription coactivator activity. Gene Ontology annotation, cellular component: transcription factor TFIID complex; SLIK (SAGA-like) complex; SAGA complex.